Ciona intestinalis (vase tunicate) is the source of this 442-nucleotide messenger RNA. The record is from RefSeq and is a predicted model, not a curated record. NCBI's taxonomy places the organism in Eukaryota, Metazoa, Chordata, Ascidiacea, Phlebobranchia, Cionidae.
AUGGAACGUACAACUAAAAUCGCUGUUAUUUUUCUUCUGCUGCAGCUUGUGGAUUUGGGGUCUGCCUUGCGAAAAGUUCCAAUAACUCGGCGAAGGUUCAUUUAUUACAGAAGAAGGUACCUGCCUUACUACUACCACACCAACUGGAACACAUGGAACACGUGGUACACAUGGAACAACUUGCACUACUGUCGUCGCCGGUAUUAUUAUAAAGUUGGCGAUCAAGCACCCACUGAAGAACAUAAAUUGAACGAAGAGACAAUGAACGAAAAAAUGGCUGACUUCGAUGAGUUCAUGAAACAGCAUGCACAAGAAAAAAGUAAUGAUUUAGAAUCUGAUGCCUUAAUUACUUUUUAUUUCUUGUAAAAUAAGUUGUUCAUUUUUAAGGCACUCUCCCGUAUGUUUCACCUUACCAGAAAUACAAGUUAAUAUACAAGCAAAA